AUGGAAGAAAUGUCAAGGGUUAGGUCACUGAAGGGACUCUUUGAAUACACUACCGAGCUAAUACAUCUGUAUAGUUCUGGCUCAGUCAAACCUAACCAUCACUUUGUGACCCAUGUUGGUGCUUGUGUGCGCAAUUUUGGCCCUCUUAACAAUUUCUGGACUUUCCUGUUCGAGCGCCUCAACAAGUUGUUGAAAUCGUACAAGACCAACAACCAUUCGAACGGUGCACUUGAAACAACCUUUUUCAUGGAGUUUCACAGGACUUGUGAGCUCGGACGACUGACGUACACAUUACAGCAUUAUCCUAAGGAUUCCCUUCCAAGUCAGACAGCAUCAAUCAUGCUGAAGGCCUCCAACGACGAGAGGGGAACAGUAGCUGGACUUGCAGCAUUGUCAAAAGACCUUGAUAAUGCUGGUGCAGAUGCCUUCCACUCGAUCAUGACAGUCUUUUUUGACUAUGUCAUGAUUGAUACUGUUGGGACAAACCGUUCUUCUCUCGUUUAUGUCAUCAUCCCUGGUACAACUGUGAUUCAUGCAUAUGGCGAGGUUCUCAAAAUAUUUCAGUUUAAUCAAAGGUUUCAUAAUGUGGAUGACUCACUCUGGUUUGCCCGCAUGUGCUGGUUCGUACCUUGGAGGGGAGAGCAUGAAAAAGUUUGGGAUGAUUUGAUAAAUAUUAAUAUUCUUCUACCCAGCUAUUCAGCUGAUGUCCACCUAUGGCAACUGGGAGAGUAUAAGAGCCAAGAGACCCACCCUUAUCAACCCUGA
Molecule: messenger RNA, 765 nt
Organism: Suillus fuscotomentosus
Lineage: Eukaryota; Fungi; Basidiomycota; Agaricomycetes; Boletales; Suillaceae
Exons: 7
Coding region: 1-765 (254 amino acids)
Source: RefSeq, a predicted model, not a curated record